Messenger RNA from Staurois parvus, 315 nucleotides. NCBI's taxonomy places the organism in Eukaryota, Metazoa, Chordata, Amphibia, Anura, Ranidae. The record is from the annotation of a GenBank genome assembly.
GUAAAAGGCCAAUCACAGCGGCCUUUUACCACGUGAUCAGCGGUGUCCAAUGACACGCUGAUCACAGGGAAAUGCAAGUGCCGGUUCUCGGCUGCACUUUCCUCACACUGUCAGAUCAAUGAGGAUCGGCACCGAUCAUCAGGGCACUGAUGAUCAGUGCCCAGCAGUGCCACCCACCAGUUCCGCCCACUUGUGCCCAGCAGUGCACCCACCUGUGCCCACCAGUGCCACCCAUCUGUGCCCACCAGUGCAGCCCAGCAGUGCUGCCAGUCGGUGCCCAGCAGUUGCGCCAGUUAAUGCCUAACAGUGCCGCCA